This is a messenger RNA of Triplophysa dalaica, 807 nucleotides long. Its product is annotated as trypsin-3. Bases 1 to 807 code for a protein of 268 amino acids. Gene Ontology annotation, biological process: proteolysis. Gene Ontology annotation, molecular function: serine-type endopeptidase activity. NCBI's taxonomy places the organism in Eukaryota, Metazoa, Chordata, Actinopteri, Cypriniformes, Nemacheilidae. The transcript is spliced from 5 exons. The record is from RefSeq and is a predicted model, not a curated record.
AUGGCAAUGCUGCUCUUCUUAGUGCUGCUGAAACUCAUCCCAGCGGAUGGUGUGGACUUCAUUCAGGGUCGCAUUGUUGGAGGGUACACCCCAUCGCCGAAUUCAAUCAAAUACAUCGUAUCAUUACAAAGCUCGAAAGGCCAACAUUUCUGCGGUGGAUCUCUGGUCCAUAAAUACUGGGUGCUCACUGCUGCUCAUUGCAAUAUUGGUGUGGGUGAGAUGAUGGUGGUGGCUGGAGACUUUACUUUGGGUGGCAACGAGGGAACGGAGCAGUUUUCCAAAGCUCAGUCCAUGAUCCCACACCCGAUGUACAACAAGAGCUCUAACAAUGCAGAUAUCAUGCUCAUAAAGCUUAGUUCACCCAUAGAGCUGAACAAGUAUGUGUCCCUUGCCCCGCUCCCCAAACAGAACACAGGCCCACUGGCGGGCAGGAUGUGCCGGGUGUCUGGGUGGGGCUCCACCAGUCCCAUCGGAGGUCAGAUCCCCCUCACUCUCCGCACCGUCAGACUCCCCAUCGUCUCCACUGCAAAGUGUAACAGCAGUCAGUCUUUCAAUGGAAACAUCACAGUCAAUAUGAUCUGUGCAGGGAUGAGGGCAGGGGGAAAGGAUGCGUGCAAGGGGGACUCUGGUGGCCCCUUGGUGUGUGAUGGACGGGUCUAUGGAUUGGUCUCCUGGGGGAAUGGCUGUGGAGAUCCCAGAUUUCCAGGAGUGUAUACAGCUGUGUCCAGGUUCCGCAGAUGGAUUGAUCAGACCAUAUACAGCCCGUUGUCACGAUGCAUUAGGUCAAAGUUCACUGUACCUAUAUAG